ACUUUUUGGUCACUGCAGUGGUGCCAGGAAAUUCGGAUCUGCAGUUGUGUAGAUACGAUCAGCGCUCAUUACUGCCUAGACUCAAAGAACUAAGAAUGAUUGUGGUAAAUCCUCGCCAAGCGGUGUAUCUACUCAUCCUACAAAUGUCAUUUCUUCCGUUUCCCUUGCUCCUUGGUGCAACAGCGGAAGACCUGCAAGAAGGCAUUUGGGAGGCCCCGCCCUCCACAGUAACAUUCAACCAACCACAGGGCUGUGCGACCUGCUGUCAUGUGAUCGUGGGCCCCCCAGGGAAGCCAGGGAUACCAGGGGUUCCGGGAGUCCCUGGUCGAGGAAUUGAAGGUCCCAAAGGAGAGACUGGAGAAACGGGACCAGCGGGGCCGUCCGGGGAGAAAGGAGACCGGGGUGCACGGGGUGCGCCGGGCAAGCAAGGUCCACAAGGUAUUGGUCAACUAGGACUGACAGGAGAACCUGGUCCGAAGGGGGGACCUGGCCCGAAAGGGGACCCAGGGUCAUAUGGUCCUAAAGGGUCUCGCGGAUCAUCGGGUUUUGAUGGAUUUCCUGGUAUAAAAGGCUCAAGGGGAUUUGACGGCUUAAAAGGAGCCAAAGGUCAGAAGGGAAGUGUCGGGCCACCAGGACCAAGAGGAGAAAAGGGGGAUCAAAAACCACCUGAAAAUCGCUAUCGGAAUCGGGGAAAGUAAACCGGAUCAGUUAACACUUGCUCAUUUAUUCUUUAAGACUUUUAUUCCCUCCUUAAUAAUUUACUAGCUAGUCAUUUUUUAUUUUAAAUAACUUUGACCCUUGUUAUUGUAGUUUAAUUACAUGAAGAUUAAAAUCUUAUCAGAGAGCAUUCAAGGGCAGAUCCAGGGGGCCAACGAGGCUACACCCCAAAAGGAUUUUUCAGUUGAAGUAAAGAUAUUAAGUGUCUUUGGAGGUUGUUUUGUACGGACAGUCAUUUUGUUUCUGAGCAGCUGCGUAAUUGUGACUGGUGUUGUCAGUUAAUGCAAAAGUGCACCCGAGACACUAGCUGCUUAAGUAUUCUCUCCCUAUUUAAGGGUUUGGCUCCUGCCUUAAAUGUGUUCCACUUCUGUCCUCUCCUCGGAGCGUUUCUGUUUAAAAGGUGUUAAAAAGUGUGGUAAGAUUAUUUGGGCUAUUUUCUUGCUGACUAGAUGCUACCAUAUCCGCCUGUGUUUGGUUUCAUCUGAUUUAGUUGUGUAAAAUGUUGGAGUUUUAUGAGUAUACAACUACUGUAUGGUAUACGAGAAUUGUUUGUCACUUUAAUGGAAAAUAAAAUCAAAUAAGAUUUACUUCCAAGAA
This is a messenger RNA of Acanthaster planci (crown-of-thorns starfish), 1314 nucleotides long. RefSeq lists its product as uncharacterized. Gene Ontology annotation, cellular component: extracellular matrix. The record is from RefSeq and is a predicted model, not a curated record. Lineage: Eukaryota; Metazoa; Echinodermata; Asteroidea; Valvatida; Acanthasteridae.